AUGCAGAGAUUGCAAACGACUGUCACAUUCAGCUCAUCCGCCGAAGAGAUCAGCCAUUCAUCCGAUGAGGCGAGUGGUGGCGGAUCGGCCAACACUGACGACAAGACCAAUACCCGGAUUAAGACCCACACGAAGAGCAGCAGCGAUGGUCAGCCGCUGGUAUCGGUGGUGAAGAGCCACCGACGGAACGGUUCUCUUCGGCAGCGGUUCGAAAGCGCCGAACAAUUGGUGCAGAAGUUUGUGACGGAAGCGGAAGCGGUGGCCGAACACGCGGUGAUUAAGCUGUGUUCAGACGCGUGGCACGUCUGCCACUUCAACGCUCUGCCCAAAUGGCUUCAGGACAACGACUUCCUGCACAAAGGGCACAGACCGCCGCUGCCGUCGUUUCGCCAGUGCUUUAAGUCGGUCUUCCGAUUGCACACCGAAACGGGCAACAUAUGGACGCACGGAUUGGGCGCCGCGCUCUUCGUUCUGCUGUUCGCGUACUCAAUGGUCACUUUCGACUACAGGGAGCGCUCGUUCGUGGAUGGGCUAAUGCUGGGCAUCUACUUCUGCGGUGCCAUCACAUGCCUGUCCUUCUCGACAAUCUUCCACACGUGUAGCUGUCACUCGAGGGAAGUGUCCAAGUUUUGCUCCAAACUGGACUACUGUGGCAUUUCUAUACAGAUCAUCGGCUCAAUGAUUCCCGCACUCUAUUACGGCUUUUACGACAACCAAAUCAUGUAUUUGACGUACAUUACGGUUGGAGUGGUUCUGUGUAUCAUAUCUAUAGUGAUCUCUAUGUGGGACAAAUUCAGUGAACCCAAGUUCCGGCCGCUCAGAGUCGGCGUCUUUCUCGUGUUCGGCCUCUCGAAUGUGGUUCCGGGCAUCCAUUGGGCGAUUGUCUUGGAGUCGCACCUCAUUGGCUCAUUCCUGUUGUUCAUAUUGCAGGGUAUGCUGUAUGUGAUCGGCGCCGCGCUCUACGCCAUCCGAAUCCCGGAGCGCUUCUUCCCGGGAAAGUGUGAUUAUUGGUUUCAAUCGCACCAAAUAUUUCACAUUCUCGUCGUCACCGCAGCCAUUGUCCACUUGAAUGGCAUCAAUGGUAUGGCGGCGUUGAGGCUCAGCGAAACACAGCUCCAGCCCGUGGUUGAAGUCCAGUAG
Medioppia subpectinata is the source of this 1140-nucleotide messenger RNA. NCBI's taxonomy places the organism in Eukaryota, Metazoa, Arthropoda, Arachnida, Sarcoptiformes, Oppiidae. The record is from the annotation of a GenBank genome assembly.